CUAGUCCUCUCUCUCUCUCUCUCUGGCUGUGGGUGAAGUCCGCUCAGUCCCUUCUCAUGAUCAUCCAUCGUUAUCACCUUCCUCUUCUUUUCUACACACUCACACAUCAGUCCCUACUCCACCAACCCGCCUCCUAGCAGCUUAGGUUUUCGUCCCAUGGCCUUUCUCCUUCAGAUUUAUUGAAUUCCGAUUCGGUGGGUUUCGGUCCAUCCCCUUUUUUCCUUUUCUUUUUGUUUUUUUGGCUAAAACCUCUCGCCUCCUUUCCCAAAUGUCCUCUCGUCUCGAAACCAUCCACAAUUGGACCGUCUCCACCACCACCACCGCCAAUUCCAUCAAGCGCAAGCUGGACGACUUUCACAGCGACUCUGAUGAUUCCGACGACGACGACUUGUUCUCCCUAGGAAACUCCUUCUUCCCCGCCUUGGCCAGGAUGCGAAAAGACCAUCUUGCCCCUUCCUUCACCUGCCCCCGUCCUCUUCAUCCCUCCCAACCCUCCCGAUCAUCUUCACCCUCGUCCUCGGAAUCGUCAGCUGCCGCCGUUGCCUCCUCCGAUGACGACGACUCCAGCGGCGGCGGCAGCAGCGCCUCCUCCUCCUCCUCCUCCUUCUUCGCUCCUGGACUCCAGUUCUUUGUACGGAUGCUCUCCGGCGGUAAGACGCUCGUCAUCCACGCCGAUCCUUCCGACUCCGUCAAGUCAGUUCACGAGAAAAUUCAGUCGGUCACCGGAAUUCCUAUCGAGGAGCAGAGGCUAAUUUACCGGGGGAAGCAGCUCCAGUGGGAGCAGUCGCUGUCGGAAUGUGACGUCCAAAACGACACCGGCUUGCAACUAGUCAGCCGCAUGCGCAGCACUAGGCAUCCCAAUGCUUGGCACUGCGUCGACGAUAUGUUGUCCAAAAUUUUACAUCUUUACAAGGGCGACCGGACCCGACCCGUGGGGCCUACCGUGAAAUCGCGCCUUGCCGAAUUCCUCAACGACAUUCCCCAGAAAGAUGAAGACGUAGAAUCAUCCAUCUCUUACCUCCAGAUAUUCCUUUCGUCUUCUGUGCCUGCCGCCCUGGUAAUGCUUUACUUGUCACCUGUAAAGAGUAAUAGAGAUUGUGCUGAUGAUUGCAUUAAGCAUUUCAUCCAGAAUUGCAAGACCUUUUGCAAGGGACAGGUUUACGGGCAUUUGGCUCACUUAGUUUUAGAGUUCUGUAAGUUAUUGGGUAGGGGAGCUGGGAUUGAGGACCCUUUGUACAAUACUUGUCGUAGUUGCUUAGGUUCGAUGGUAGAAUAUGUUGGCUUUGGGGGCAGGGAGACUAAAAUGUCCAAGGAUGGAGGUAUUGCUGUCAUAGAGAUAUUUACAUUUCUUCGUGAGUUGGCGGGUAGGUUGUCACAGGACUUAGCAUCGAGUUUAGAGUCAAGCACAGGUGGUGGACCAGCAGUAGGUGAUGUGCUCGAUUUUGUUGCCUUUUCAUUUCCGAUAAGGAAUACAAUUGCAUUUCACUUGGGCAUUAAUAGGCUCCGUGCAGCUGCUGGUGGUGGUGGUAUUGCUGGGCAGUGUAACGUACCAUAUUAUGCUGAUGAGAUAAAAUCUCUGCGUGUAAUUUUUGAUGAUUUGUUGGGGAAGAUGGACCUAUGCUUAAAGAAAUUGGAGGAGCAUUUGGCAGCUGCUGAGAAAGGGAAGGGAGAGCAUCUUUUACCUGGUUGGUGCCAGUAUCUUACUAUUUUGAAAGAACUGGGUAGCAUAUCAAAAUUGUACAAGGGUGCUGAGGAGAUAUUUUGGACACAUAUGGGGCAAAGAAAGGUGGCGUUAUGUUAUCUGGUUCUCAAAUUUGCAAAGAGGAGUGAUGAUAAUGAUUGGAUUACUGACCAUAAGGAAGUGACUAACUUUGAGGUGAGGAGGCAUUUAGCAAUGAUGUUACUGCCUGAGGUAAAGGAUGAUUAUGAGGAGCUGCAUGAGAUGCUUAUUGAUAGGUCGCAGUUAUUAUCAGAGUCAUUUGAAUACAUUGCCAAUGCAGCCUCUGACUCAUUGCGUGCUGGCUUAUUUAUGGAGUUCAAGAAUGAGGAAGCUACUGGACCUGGAGUGUUGCGGGAGUGGUUUUUCUUGGUUUGUCAAGAAAUCUUCAAUCCUCAAAAUGCUCUCUUUAAGGCUUGUCCAAAGGAUCGCAGAAGGUUCUUUCCAAAUCCAGCAUCUAAGGUGAACCCUCUGCACCUUGAUUACUAUAAAUUCUGUGGCAGAGUGAUAGCAUUAGCGUUGAUGCACAAAAUACAAGUGGGCAUAGUCUUGGAUCGUGCAUUUGUCCUGCAAUUAGCUGGAAAGGGUGUUUCAUUAGAGGACAUACAGGAUGUAGACCCAUACUUGUACAAUAGCUGCAAGCAGAUACUGGAGAUGGAUCCUGAGGUUGUGGAUCAAGAUGUUCUUGGUCUGACAUUUGUUCAAGAAGUUGAAGAAUUGGGCACCAGGAAGGUUAUUGAGCUUUGUCCUGAUGGGCAAAACAUUGUUGUGAAUAGCAAAAAUAGGAAGAAGUAUGUUGAUUUUCUCAUUGAGCAUCGCUUUGUUACUUCAAUUUCUGAGCCUGUAAGGAAAUUUGGUGAAGGUUUUUCCAACAUUAUGAGUGGCUCAAGCAUUCACAUUCACAAAUCCUUUUUCCAAAGCCUGGAGCCUGAAGAUCUUAACUGGAUGCUACGUGGGAGUGAAAAUGCCAUUUCUGUGGAAGACUGGAUAGCACAUACAGAAUUGAAUGGCUACAAAGAUACUGAUCCUCAGAUAUCCUGGUUCUGGAAGAUUGUUGAACAAAUGUCAGCUGAGCAGAAAAAGAUUCUUCUCUUCUUUUGGACCUCAAUAAAACAUUUACCUAUUGAGGGUUUUGGUGGUUUGGCUUCUAAAUUAUACAUUUACAGGACUCUUGAGCCUAAUGAUCGCCUGCCUUCCUCUCAUACCUGCUUCUACCGAUUAUGUUUUCCACCAUACCCUUCUAUGCCCAUUAUGCAGGAUCGGCUUUCUCUCAUCACUCAAGAGCAUGUUGGUUGCAGCUUUGGCACGUGGUGAUAACUGGAAAUGCUAGGACUUUGAACUGCACAUAAAGAUCUUUAGCCAGCCUGUACAGAAUAUAGAAAUUCUUCUUUUUGUUCUCAUCUCAAGGUUUGGAACUUUGGAUGGAGGUGUUGUUCCAAUUCUGUCUACUUCCAGAAAGGUUGUAAUUUGGUGGUCUCCUCAUCCAUCAAUUGUUUAUAUUGAUAUAGUAACAAUAAAUAGUCAAGGCUGAAAGGAUUAAACAUCAACUGAAUUUUUGGUUGGUCCUGUCUGAGCGUUAUUUUCCUUGUUUCUAGGCGUAGGGAUCAAA
Molecule: messenger RNA, 3326 nt
Organism: Coffea eugenioides
Lineage: Eukaryota; Viridiplantae; Streptophyta; Magnoliopsida; Gentianales; Rubiaceae
Product: E3 ubiquitin-protein ligase UPL5
Exons: 3
Coding region: 269-3031 (920 amino acids)
Biological process (GO): protein polyubiquitination; positive regulation of protein catabolic process; proteasome-mediated ubiquitin-dependent protein catabolic process
Molecular function (GO): protein binding; ubiquitin-protein transferase activity
Source: RefSeq, a predicted model, not a curated record